Messenger RNA from Emericellopsis atlantica, 3363 nucleotides. RefSeq lists its product as uncharacterized. Lineage: Eukaryota; Fungi; Ascomycota; Sordariomycetes; Hypocreales; Bionectriaceae. Bases 1 to 3363 code for a protein of 1120 amino acids. Gene Ontology annotation, cellular component: cytoplasm. The record is from RefSeq and is a predicted model, not a curated record. Gene Ontology annotation, molecular function: protein binding. The transcript has 3 exons. Gene Ontology annotation, biological process: autophagy; response to starvation.
AUGCCUAGGUCGAUCCGAACUGGACCCUGGCGCUAUCCAGAUCCGGUGCCCAAGGGCCAUAUCCAGACGAAUACAGUCCAACUGACCUUCGCUACAGAAAAGGAUAAGAAGCAUGCCAAAGAACAUGGCGGCAGCGUCGCUGCAGCGGUGACCCAUCAAGCGGCUGGCAAGUUCUCCAGGAACGGUGGUGGCAGCGACAACAGCAGCAGUAACAAUCAGCCUGUCAAGAGCGGUCCAAACUCGAACGAAUCUACGCCCCCCAUCAAUACACCCGACAUCAAAGCAACCGUGCUUGACAAUGUCCAAACCGCACCCUCGCCUCUGCUGGAUGCCAUAUCCAACGUGUCGGUUUCCGCAAGCACUGCCCCCAGCAUGACACACGAGUGGGCGCGCUCCGGCGCCUUUGCUGGAUCGCCGGGCAAUCUGAUCAACUUUAUGGGCGAUUCACCCCCUACGAUGCCGUCCUCAUACGAGGACGCCCCAGGCCGUGCACAACCUGGAUGGCCCGACCAAAGGGCCUUUGUGAGCUCUUCUCCUGCUUCACCAUCGCCGCCACACACUUUCCGCAGACCUAUGAGCUACAACGUGGAGCAACAUUAUCAGCCGCCUGGUUCCAUGCCCAGGGCUUCUCCAGGUGCGCCCAGACGGAGCUCCCUGCAGUCUCAACUGUCUCAACCACGAUUCAGCGCUAUGGCUGCUCCACAACCACAUCAACAGGCGCAUUUGUACGGUGCCUCUGAUCUUGACCUGACAAUCACACCGCGAUCUGGCAUCAAGGCGAGCGAGCGUGGAUACUACUUCGGGUUCGACCGGUGGCCAGAUGUGGCCGCUAAUGGCAAACCAAGCCCUCAUGUUGUCCUGGCUGGUUACGAGGGCGGCCUGGACGUCUAUGCUGUGAACAAGAAAGGGCUGGACUGCCUGGGCGGGUUAAAAGGACUUCACGGCGGCGUAUUCCACGCCAAGAUUCUCCCAUGGUCCACGACUGAUGAAACGGGGGACGUCUACCCGCUAAUCGCAGUUGUACUACACGGACCAGUCUUACCAACCGCGCUCAACCACGACGACAAGAGCGAAGCGGCGUCUGGUGCUCAGCGCAAGAACGAGGUCGAUUCUUACCGGACAACAGUGCAGGUUUACUCCCUCAAAACUAGUAAACUGAUCGAGACACUCAUGACUCUACCUCCUGUACCGAUCAACACCGCCAUUGCUUUGACCAGCCCGGCAUUUCAGCCACCUGCUCCAACAGGCUCACUCACGAUCAAGGCCGAGGCAGGGAACAUUGCAAUCUGCUCUGGAGCGAGCGGCGAGUGCUGGAUUUACACCCAACUCUCCGCUGACCAAAACAGCCACUUGUUUGCGUGUGUUGGGAAGGUCUGGACAACUCUGCAACACGGCCCCCGAGGCGACAUCCCCAAGGAAAAUGAGCAACAGGCUUCAUCAUCAACCAAAUCUGCAAGGCCGAGCGCGCCAGCACCCAUCUUUGCACUCAACGGACGGUGGCUUGCGUACUGCCCUCCCACCUCGGGCUCGUCUCCCCCAGCACUUCAAGCGCACAUCACGGUGCCAAUUCUGGGACGCGCCGCGGGACUCAAGGACCUGUUGGCGCCGCAUGUUCCCCUCAUUACGGCAUCAGUCGAUUUGAUCUCUGAUAGUUUCGUGAACAAACUCAUGCGGGACACGACGCAAGAACUGAUUUCAGGGGCAAAAUGGGUUGGUCAACAAGGGCUGCAAGCGUGGAACACAUAUUGGAACAAGCCAACCGAUCUGCAGCCACAAGCACAACACUUGCCAGCUCAAGGCUCCCCUGGCUUGUUUCCUCCAACUCACGGCACGCCUGUGCGACCUUCAUCAAAAGAGCCCGGUCUAGUCUCUAUUGUUGAUCUGCAUUCCAUGUCGACAUCCGCAUCGGUAGUACCGAUCACCAGCUUUGCCCCCCCGCAAGGCUGCAGUUUUCUGUCCUUUUCGCCUUCGUCAACAGCCCUCUUCACUGCGAGCAGUAAGGGUGAUGUCCAGAACGUCUGGGACCUACUCCGCAUCCAGCACACGAAAUACUCGCCUUUGCAAUCGACGAUAUCUCCCGAAGAAGGCAACGGGCCCUUGAUCAGACAGAUUGCGCAUUUUUCGCGGAUGACAGUCGCACGGGUCGUAGAUGUUGCCUGGGCAGAGCCUCACGGGGAGCGCUUGGCCAUGGUCACCGAGCGAGGUACAGUCCAUCUGCUCGAGAUGCCUUUCAGUGCCCAUAUGUGGCCACCGCCCCGGCGGAGAGUCCCCAAUGUAGAGAAAGAUGCUGGCACCAAGGAGGCAAAUAACUCAGCCGUCUCAAUGGCCACCGGGGCUUUCGGCGCCGCCUAUUCAGCAGCCAUGCCCUUUGUCGCCCGAUCCCGGAGAGGUAGUGCCGCAACCCCGCCCGUUGGUGCUAUCAAUCCUACGUCGACCUUCAGGGACACAGCGGCCCAUGGGGGGAGGGUGAUUGCUGCUGGGAUAACACAUUCCCUAGGCAAGACGGGAACGGCUAUCAACCACUUCCGUCAUGCCGGAGAAAAUCGUGUUGCAGUGCCGCCAAGCUCCACCUCACCAGCAGCCGCCUGUGUUGAAUGGAUGCGAGGGCGCAAGUCACACAGCCUGUUCGCACUGGGCGAUGGGCUGGUCCGAACCUUUCCAUCCAAGCAGAAACGCAUGUCAACCCAUCGCGGAGCUGGGUCGAGUCGCAACCAAGACUUCAAGGUACCUUUGCUACCCGACGACAUCAUCGCUUCAGCCGUGCGACAGAUUCUCGAGUCCGGCACGGAAGAAGAGGUUCUUGAUAUGACUGAUCGGGAUAUGGAAGCAGGCAACAACACUUUGACUCUAAACCACGCUCGACAAAAGGCGUCUAUUGGCCCUGGGCCAGCCUUCUACAUCCCGCAAGCCGAGAUUGAAUCAAGCGCCCCUUACCAGCCAUUCCACACCGACCGACGAGUCACUCUUUGCGAACUUAUCAGGCCCCCUCAUGGUGGCCAAGAUGAGCAGACUUUGGUGAAUGGGCUUGAGGCUACCAGCCUUGAGGCAAAGCCCUCCAAGAAAAAGAAGCCACGACAACAAAACCAGCAAGUGCUCGAAUCGAACGGCGCAUGGGCUUUUGGCCAGGAUGUUCCGGCGACCAAUCUACACAUUGGACCGAGGUUGGCACUGGACGAUGAUGGCGAACCGGGCGAUCUGGCAUUGCCACCGUCUGCCAUGGAGCGCACAUUGCAGUACGGUGACCACGAGCAGAUUGUCGUAACUACUCGCAAACGCCGCGGACCCCGAAACGGAGAUCAAGACGGCGAUGGCUUUUUCGAAGACGACUGCGAGGUAUUGGAUUUUGCCGACCAGAGAGUUUGA